Messenger RNA from Vicia villosa (hairy vetch), 2060 nucleotides. Its product is annotated as G-box-binding factor 3-like. The record is from RefSeq and is a predicted model, not a curated record. Bases 470 to 1729 code for a protein of 419 amino acids. Gene Ontology annotation, biological process: regulation of DNA-templated transcription. The transcript is spliced from 13 exons. Gene Ontology annotation, molecular function: DNA-binding transcription factor activity; sequence-specific DNA binding. Gene Ontology annotation, cellular component: nucleus. Lineage: Eukaryota; Viridiplantae; Streptophyta; Magnoliopsida; Fabales; Fabaceae.
UAUCUUGAUAAUAUUUUUUUUUUUGAUUAUUAUAAUUUUUGUUUGUAUUUUUUCUAUGUGUUGUUGUUGAUUUGAUUCAAAAUUGAGAUUAGGUUUUUCACUAUCACUGAAUCAGUAGCUGGAAAAAAAAAACUGGAUCGGGGUUAAUUCAUGAGUUUAACCACUUAUUUUGUUUAAUCACUUUUUUCUUAUUGAUUAUUCUUUGACAAAGUGGAAAAAUGUUUGGUAUGGAAGGGUAUUUUUGUCAUUUGCAUCUGUCAAAGUCUUGUUGGGAGUAGAUUUGAUUUGGUGUGCCACGUUGUUUACGUCUUUCCUUUUCUAUCAGGACUGUGGUAUGGUGAAAAGACUGAAUUGACCCUCCACUAGUUCUGUCUUUGACUCUGACUAUCAUUUCAUUGUUUUUCUCUGUUUUUUGAAUUUGCCAAUGAUAUUACAGUCUUUUUGAAUCUUUCAUGGAAGGUGCUUUGCAAUGGGAACCAGUGAGGAAGAGAAAUCUACCAAAACUGAAAAGCCUUCUUCACCUGUAACAGUUGAUCAGACCAAUCAAACAAACCCGGCGAAUGUUCAUGUCUAUCCUGAUUGGGCAACCAUGCAGGCAUAUUAUGGACCAAGAGUUGCCAUGCCACAAUACUACAACUCCGCUGUGGCUUCUGGUCACACUCCUCACCCAUACAUGUGGGGGCCACCACAGACUAUGAUGCAACCUUAUGGACAUCCUUAUGCAGCAAUGUAUCCACAUGGAGGGGUUUAUACUCACCCCGCAGUUCCUAUUGGGCCACACCCACAUGGUCAAGGAAUUUCAUCUUCACCUGCUACCGGGACUCCUUUAAGCUUAGAGACACCUACCAAAUCAUCUGGAAAUACCGAUCAGGGUCUGAUGAAGAAAUUAAAAGGAUUUGAUGGACUUGCGAUGUCAAUAGGAAAUGGCCAUGCUGAGAGUGCAGAGCCUGGAGCUGAAAGUAGGCUAUCACACAGUGUGGAUACUGAUGGUUCGAGUGAUGGAAGUGACGGCAACACUUCAGGGGCUAAUCAAACAAGGAAAAGAAGCCGUGAGGGAACACCGACUACCGACGGAGAAGAGAAAACUCAAACACAAGGAAGUGAUGUUUCCAAAGAAAUUAUAGCUUCUAACAAGAUGAUGGCAGUUGCCCCUGUCGGUGUAGCAGGACAACUAGUUGGACCUGUAGUUUCUUCUGCAAUGACCACUGCACUGGAGCUGAGAAAGCCUUCCAUUGUUCAUUCUAAAACAAAUCCUGCCGCAGAAGGUUGGUUACAGAAUGAGCGUGAACUGAAGCGUGAGAGGAGGAAACAAUCAAAUCGAGAAUCUGCUAGAAGGUCCAGACUAAGGAAGCAGGCUGAGGCCGAAGAGCUGGCACGAAAAGUUGAUGCCUUGAAUGCUGAGAGUGCAUCGCUUAAAUCAGAAAUAAAUCGACUGACCGAGAGUUCUGAAAAACUUAAGAUGGAAAAUGCUGCACUAAGGGAAAAAUUUAAAAUUGCUCAACUGGGACAACCAAAAGAGAUAAUUUUGACCAACAUUGACAGCCAGGCCCAGAGGAUUACACCUGUAAGUACAGAAAACUUAUUAUCAAGAGUUAAUAAUAAUUCGGGUUCGAAUGAUAGAACUGUGGAAGAUGAGAAUGGUUACUGUGACAACAAACCAAAUAAUGGUGCAAAACUGCAUCAACUACUGGAUACAAGUCCUAGAGCUGAUGCUGUGGCUGCUGGUUGAUACAAGAAAAAAACCAUGAUCAUGUAGUUUUGGCAUAUUACAAACCCAAAACUACUGCUAACAGUUUUUCUGAGGGAUGGAUCAGCUGAAUUUUAGUAUCUAAAUCCAUCAAAACCAGAACUAAUUCAUUGCUCAUCAUGGGUUUACUUAGGACAAAAAACUAUUUAUUAUAUUUAGAUUUGACAAAUAUGGAUAUGGUUACUAAAAUUUGUAUAAUGAAGAGAAUUAGAGAUUUUAGUUUAGAGAGGGAUGUUGAAAUCGUUUCAUAAUAUGGUGUGUAUUAAUAAUUGGUGUGCCCCUUAUAAUGGUAUUUGAUAAAGUUAUGGUUUUU